Messenger RNA from Sinocyclocheilus anshuiensis, 3355 nucleotides. RefSeq names its product ral guanine nucleotide dissociation stimulator-like 1. Bases 290 to 2419 code for a protein of 709 amino acids. The record is from RefSeq and is a predicted model, not a curated record. NCBI's taxonomy places the organism in Eukaryota, Metazoa, Chordata, Actinopteri, Cypriniformes, Cyprinidae. Gene Ontology annotation, biological process: Ras protein signal transduction. The transcript is spliced from 17 exons. Gene Ontology annotation, molecular function: guanyl-nucleotide exchange factor activity. Gene Ontology annotation, cellular component: plasma membrane.
AAGAUAUUCUACCAUGAUGCGCGUUUACAGGCGUUUCUGAUAGUUAUAGGGAAUAUAUAAGCUAAUAAUAGUUUAUUUUUUAUAUCUACGAUCAUCGUUUAUUAUUCAAAAGGCUGUUUUAUAUGCAACUGUAAGAUGUCAUAAAUGGCGUGAUAACUUAAAUGUUACAUGCAAUCCUCAAGAUACAUGAUUAUUUUCUAGCGAAAUGCUUUUAUUUUCUAAAAAGCAAAAUUUUCCCGGUUAUUUAUGAAGAUGGGAAGGAUUACAUGAUAAAAGCAUCCUCGUAGAAAUGGGAAAAAGGGAGUUGACAAUGGAGCCUGUUCAAGAGUGGGGUGAGGAGCACGAAAAUGGGGCGGUGUUUGGGAUCACCCUGCGCAGAGAGCCGGUCCAGCAGUCAGCCGAUCCCACAAAGGCUUUCGUUCAGUACCGAACAUGUAAAGUACGCAGGCUAAAAGCGGCCACGCUGGACAAGCUUGUCUCUCACCUUCUGGACCCCUGCUGUCAGGAGCAAGACUACGGCAGGAUACUGCUGUCCACGUAUCGCACCUUCACCAGCUCCAACAAACUCAUCGAGAUGCUCCUUCAGAGGGGCAACCUUGUGUCUGCGCUUGACAGCACCAAUUACCCUAACAGCUCCUUGUGGACUGUGCUUCAGAUGUGGUUGGAGGAGUACAGUGAUGAUUUGAGGGACGCUCCCAUGCACUCGUCACUGCGUCUCAUGUGCUUGCAGUUGAGAGGACACCCUGCUCUCUUCCCGCUGGCCAAGCGCUAUGAAACGCUCCUUAGGAAAUUCCAAGCUGAAGAUGUUGUGGCAGGUGGUCCAGUUGAUCAUCUAGAAGAAUCAGCUUUGAAUAAGGAGAGAGACUUUGAGUCCGAUAACCUAAUGGAUUUCUUGAGUUUCUCCAUUACGGAUGUUGCCGAACAGCUCACACGAAUGGAUGCUGACCUGUUCAUGAAGGUGGUCCCUUUCCAAUGUCUGGGCUGUGUGUGGUCUCAACGGGACAAGAAAGAGAACCUCUCACCCACUAUUUGGGCCACCAUCGCCCAAUUUAAUGCAGUCACCAGCUGGGUCAUCACUUCUCUGCUUCGAUCCUCGUCUUCUGCCACACAAAGAGCCAAAAUCAUUGAAAAAUGGGUUCGGAUUGCACAGGGGUGCAGAGAGCUGAAGAACUUCUCUUCUCUUAAGGCCAUUUUAUCUGCCCUUCAGUCCAACCCCAUCUACAGACUAAGGAAAACAUGGGCUGCUCUCAGCAGAGAGGCCAUGUCUGUCUUUGAGAACCUGUGUGAAACAUUCCCCGAUGAGAACUGUGUUCUGACCAGCCGAGAAAUAUUUGUGGAUGAUGGGAGUCAAGCUGACAUGGAUAACACUACCACAAAAACAUCCAAGAGAUGCCCUUUAACAAAACAGAUGAGCUCAGCUGGAGGGACAGUUCCAUAUCUGGGGACAUACCUUACAGUACUGACCAUGCUGGACACUGCCCUACCAGACACUGUGGAGGGUGGCCUCAUUAAUUUUGAAAAGAGGAGACGGGAACAUGAGAUUUUAAGGCAGAUCCGUCAGCUGCAGGCCUCGUGUUCUCAGUAUGUUUUACCCCAUCAUCCUCAGAUCGCUGCAUGGCUGCAGAGUCAGAAACUGCUGUCGGAUCAGGAGAGCUAUGAAUUUUCCAGACAGCUGGAGACUCCUCAAGACACUUCUCCAUCCAACAGUGGCUGGAGUCACCGAACUCUCACCAAAAAGCUCUCAUCGCUCUUGUCAGGGAACGAGGGGUCCAAAAAGAACUCAGACCAGAUCAGCGUGUCCUCAUCAGGAUCCAGCAGCUCUGAAACUGAGGAAAUAUCUGCUGCUCAGUCAUCAUCUUUUUUAUCACCGGCUCUUUCCAGCUGCAGUCAGAACACUGAGGCUUUUCCCUCGUCUUCCUCUCCUGAUUCCUCCACCGUGUCUAGUUCGUCCUCCAGCUCUCAGCAGGACCUCAUCCUGAAUCCAUCUUCCUCCUCCUCCUCUUCUUCAGCGUCAGCUGACCCUCACCUGGUCUCCUCCCAUAAGCGCUCUGUCUCCAUGACCUCCCUGCCCUUCUACAACAGGCAGGUGGACGACUCAUGCAUCAUCAGGGUCAGCGUGGAGUUCUGCAACAAUGGCAACAUGUACAAGAGCAUACUGUUGACCAGUCAGGAUAAGACGGCCCAGGUGAUCCAGAGAGCCCUGCAAAAACACAACCUGGAGGAUGUUAGUGAGCAGGACUUCACCCUCGUACAAGUUCUGGCCCAAGGCAGGGAGCUGCAUAUUCCAGAAAAGGCCAACGUAUAUUAUGCCAUGUCUACAUCAGCCAACUACGACUUUGUUCUACGUCGAUGCCCAAAAGGCCAACGGAAACAACUCAUUCGCUCUGUUUCACUGUCAUCAGGACGAGCCACAAAAUAACAGCGGAUUCAGCUCUGAUUCUGGAAAACCUUUUCUGCACUUGCUGAAAACUCUCUAGUCAUUCAAACACAAAUGGAGAUGUCUGAGAUUGAAAACAAGUAAUUUUAAAGGAAAAAAAAGACUAUUUCUGGCCUACAUUUCACCUUGUGAGUUGAUGAAGACUUUAUGAGAUGGCAUUUGCAAGCCGUUUACUUAAGUAACAUGCACUAAUGAAGCAUGCAUGAUAAAACAUAUAGUAAGUAAAUAAAUAGCAUCAAUUAUGUUAACUGUAGAGCUCAAAUAUCAUGAGUUCAGUUUCAUGAAUUCAUAACUCAGGUGCUUUAAAUUGUUUUCAGUGACAAGAGACAGAUAACAGACUUCAUCUUCUUGAAUUCUUCACAUACAGUGCAGUGAUAAUGGGAUGAAGCAAAGUUUCUCAAUGACCUUCAGCUCUCAUUCUUUGACUGCCAUAAUGAGACAGUCUAACCACAUACACUGUACGAUAUUGCGCUAACUUUGAAUAGAAACACAGUCAUACACCUAGAGGCCUGGGAUGAGACUUUUUUAAAGGUAAGUGUCUGUAGAGACUGCCUGUGGAUAACACAUGAGUUCACAGUGUUCCUGAUUACAGCAUGAUGAUGGUGUGUGUGUGAGAAGACGAGCCGCUCCAACAGGUGCAGUGGCAUUCCAGAGACACACUUUCACAUCCACAGUCAUGUGUGAUUGCAUUUACAUGUCAUUUGAUGAAUCCAUUUUUAAAAAAUAUCAUUUCUGAUUUAUUAUUGUAUGGUGUAGUGUGGCAGCAUUACUGAACAUUCAAUGGAUAUUUUUAUACCACGUCUUACUGUAUAUUCUCCUUUAUCAGCAUCAAAUUCAAGUAACUUGACUCUCCACAAUCAGUCUGCUUUUAUGGACUUUUACAAGCUCUUGCAUAGUAGAAAAGAAGAUAAAUUAAAU